AUGGGUCCACAGUGGAUCCUGGCUGGGUUGCCUCUGUCACAUUCUAGCUGUGAUAAGGAAGGGUUUGAGAGGGUUGUGGAUGUGAUGAGAGAAGAGAAGUACAUGACGGUGCAGCCGUACGCCAGCCAGGGGAAGGACGAGAUCGGCUUUGAGAAAGGGGUCACCGUGGAGGUCAUCCAAAAGAACCUGGAGGGCUGGUGGUACAUCAGGUACCUGGGGAAGGAGGGCUGGGCCCCGGCCUCAUACCUGAAGAAGAUGAAGGAGGACUUCUCGUCCCCUGGCCGGAAGAAGACCCUGACAGGCCCUGUGGAGAUCAUAGGCAACAUCAUGGAGAUCAGCAACCUGCUCCAGAAGAAGUCCAGCAGUGAGAAGGAUUUCCAAACGGAUGGAGAUGCCACCAGUCCUGAGCGCCACAUCUCAAAGAGUGAGAUCAGCCUGCCCAUGCCCUAUGCCCCAGGUUACAAUCCCAGUCCCGACCAUGGCCCCAGCCCUGGCCCAGGUCCGAGCCCCAGUCCUGGGCUGAGUUCUGGGUCUGGGAUGGGUACCUCCAGUCCUAGCCUGGGCCCUUGUGCUAGUGGCCCUCUACAGGACAGUAAGGGGAAGACAGAGCCUGGUUCUCCUGCUGUAGCACGUGUCGCUCCACACAGAGUGUCGAUAGGCUUUGAGGCUAUAGGCUCUCCCAACCUCCGACAAAAACCUCCUCCUAGAAGAGAAAUGAAUCUGGGCUUCCAGUUACCCAAGCCACCAGAGCCACCUACUGUGGAAGCAGAGUACUACACCAUCGCAGAGUUCCAGUCCUGCAUCUCUGAUGGCAUCAGUUUCCGUGGAGGACAAAAAGCUGAUGUCAUAGAGAAGAACUCCGGGGGAUGGUGGUAUGUCCAGAUCGGGGAGACGGAGGGUUGGGCCCCCUGCUCCUACAUCGACAAACGCAAGAAGCCCAACCUCAGCCGACGAACCAGCACGCUCACCCGCCCCAAAGUCCCGCCCCCAGCUCCGCCCGUCAAGAAGCAAGACUCAGAGGAGACGCCCUCACCUUCACCCAGUCACUCCAUCUCCUCCUCCUCCAAAGCCCCAGAAUCCCCCAGCCGGCCCGCAGUAUACGAGGAACCGGAAUACGAUGUUCCCGCUGUUGGGUGCGAGGGCGAGUCGGACACAGAUUCCCUGAAGGGAGAAACAAUACAUCGCCCCCUGGAGGGGAAAAUCAACAGUGUGGUCUGUGAGAAGUACCGUAGUUCUCCUCUGGUCUGCAAGACCUCCCCUGUUAUUAUCAGCCAUAGAAGAAGAUCCUUCAGGACCGUUGAAGAGAUGGCCAAGGAGGAAUGUAUCUAUGAGAACGAUGACUUCAGGCGCAGUAGUGGUGAUGAAGGGGCUUCGGCCAAAGGCUGCGGCGGUUCCAACUCCCCAAGGAUCUACCACUCCUCGACUGUACCCCGCAAACCCUCAGGGUCUUCACCUCUAGCAGGGGGAAAGCCAUUGAAGAAGAUCACCCCGGAGCUGAGCCGGAGCCAGUCCCUAGCCAAAGCCGACACCUGCCCCUGGUCGUCCUCAGACGAAUCGGGUAGAGGUUCAAGGAAACCCCCAGGCAUCAGGACGGUGGAGCAGAGGAUAGGCCAGAGCCCCUCCACCAAGCCCAAGCCCUCGGUGAGGCCUAAACCUCUCCUCACCACGAAGUCAGAGCCCCAGUGCCCCGAGAGGAUGGACAUCACUUCCCUGAGACGCCAGUUGAGGCCCACGGGUCAGCUCCGGCAUACCGUCCAUGGGCUCAAAGACUCCGAGACGGCUUCCGUCAUCUCAUCGGAGGACUCCCAUUCUUCCCGCAACAGCACCUCAGACCUCUCCUCCAUCUACUCCAAGGGGAGCCGGAGAGAUUCGGAUCUGGAGGGGUUCAACCUAUACCGGACCACAGAUAACUACGACAAGGUCCAGGAGUCGGAGCUGAGCUUCCCAGCUGGGGUGGAGGUGGAAGUCCUGGAGAGGCAGGAGAGCGGCUGGUGGUACAUCCGUUGGCGGGACGAGGAAGGCUGGGCGCCCACCUUCUACUUGGAGCCCAUCCGCCAAGGGAGGGACGGCGGUGGGUCCGAGUCCGACGGACAGCGCUCUGGGUCGGGCAGUGGCACCGGGAGCAAGUCCAACAGCCUGGAGAAGAAUGAGCAGCGUGUGCUGGCGCUCAACGACAUCAACCUCCAGGGACUCACCAACCACCACCAGGUACACCACACGCCGGGGGGUCUGAGGUCGAGGAACACUCCCCCAAUCCCCUCCAAGCCUCCGGGGGGCUUCUCCAAGCCGGCUGUGCUGGUCAACGGAGCCGUGAGAAUGAGGAACGGUGGGGUGAGACCGCAGUCCGCCGUCAGACCCCAGUCCGUGUUCGUGUCUGCGCCACAGCCCGCCAUGGACAGUCAACACUACAUGACGAAUUCCCUGAGGCGGAAUGAGUCAUUGGGCGCCCACAACCAGUACCGUACCGACCAGUACCGCUCUGGUUCCGCUACCCUCGGCGUGCGCCGUAACUCCUCCUUCAACGCAGUGCAUGCGCAGCCCGUCACAGUUGAGACCCGAUCGAGACCCUCAGAGCGCUCUAUCACCACCAGGGGGUCUUCGGCGGAACGAUUUGGCGCUGGCGGCGGGACGGACACCUUGAGCAGGGUUGGGGUUGUUGUGCAGCGUAACGGUAUCCCCGUCUCCACAGUCAGGCCCAAGCCUAUCGAGAAGAGCCAGCUGAUCCAUAACAACCUGGGGAGGGAGGUAUAUGUGUCUAUUGCUGACUACCGGGGGGAUGAUGAGACCAUGGGAUUCCCUGAGGGCACCUGCCUGGAGGUUCUAGACAGGAACCCCAAUGGGUGGUGGUACUGUCAGGUCCAAGAUGCCCUGCACCCCCGCAAGGGCUGGGUCCCCUCCAACUACCUAGAGAGGAAGAAGUAAUGGCCUAAUAAUAAUAACAAUGUCCCCCUUUGAUGAUGUCACUAAGAAUAUUGGUGAUGACACCACUCCAUAAGAAUGUUACCCCACAAGAGCUACCACAAGCAAUAUGCUCCAAAUAUGUAAAUGUUUGAUUCUGAAAGACUUUAUGUACAAAAAUAUGUUGUUUUAAUCUUAUAAUGAGAUUGAGACACUUUUAUUUCUGGUUUACUAAAAUGUACAUGUAAAAGACUAAAAGUCCAGAUUUUUGUGUGCGAUAUGGGAUGAAACGAGAAACUGAAAACGGGGGUUGGCCACCCCCAGUGUUAGAAACACAAAUAUGUUUUUGGAACUUUGGAACGAUGCGAUUUGACACGACACCUUCUAGAAGGGGUUUACAUUAGAAAGAGAAGAUAGCUGGGUAAGGAUGGCAAGCCUUAUACCUGCCCUUGUGACUAUAAUGCCAAAUAGGUGCCUUUUGUAGAUUAUCAACUGAAUGGGGGUUCGAAGAAGUGGACGGAACACAUCAGUGAAUCAACGUCAUUACCAAAUGUAUUACAGUGCCAUAGGCCUAUGAGCAUGAAUACCACCAAAAUUAUUUUUGUAACGUUCAAGAGAAUCACUUGAGUAGGAAUGUUUAGGAGCGUUACCGAGCGAAUAUGAUCAAUCUAGAGUGUUGUAUUAGAAUGUUCAGAAUCAAAUAAGAAAAAAAACAAGAGAACAGGAGAGAUAUCAGUGACUCUCAGUGAGUCACAAUUGAGCAAAGUCAAAAUGACUAAUCCUUUGAUUAUAUUUUUUAGACAUUUCUGUAUGUUUUGUUCUUUAAUGUCUUUGUGUGUCUUUUUGUCUGUCCUUAGAGAUGUAUUUCUGCUUUCUUGUGUUAUACUCCACCGACAGUCCAGAAUUGGAAAGAGUCAAAGUUUAGUCUCUCGGAUGUUCCGAUCUCUGAAGUUUCACUGACGGAAUAUCUAUGUUGAGGUACACGUAAUUGGACAAACUUUGUAGUUUUACCCCAUUUCUGGAGUCCCACUUCUCAUUAAAAAUUUUCAACCAAGCCUACAGAAUCUUGCACACAAAUAAAGCUGAAACCUGUCAAGCUUGAAAUCUAAUCAAAUUAUACUUAUUGGGAAAUAAAUUCCAAUUGAAGGUGCUUUUCAGUCAACAAAAAAAAAAGGCCUACCACCAAGAUAUUAGUUUAUACAAUAAGUUUUAGUAUUGUAUGUCUGUAGUAGUCCCAGACAAAUAUCUUUGUAUGUAUGCUUUACUGUAUAUACAGUAUAGCAACCGCAGUUGCAGUUGCACAGAAAAUAAGUACUGGAAAUAUGGCUUAAUAAUUGUUUUUCAAUCCCAGGGAUAUACUUCCAUAGCCUCGAGCCCACAAUGUGAUCAAACCAAAGAGGAAUAUCAUUUAAUUGGCUAUUUUGUAGCUUUACUAUUUAUUUAUGGGCAUAAAUAGCCUAAUACAGUGUAUUCUAAAAAAAAUACCUAAAACUAAGUUUAAAAACUGAAGAUUUAAAAAAUAUAUAUGUUGAUAACAAUAUCUGGACUCAGUUGAUUUUCUGAAUCCAAAUUAAAGAUAGUGUCAACAUGCGGAUAUUGCUGUGCAGUAUUGGUUUAUGUGGUAUGCAAUAGAGUUUAUGUUUACUUUCUUGCUUUAAAAGUAGUUUGGUAUCUACUGGAUUUAGAAUAGUACUGCAGGACUAUACAGUCAUGUCAACAUAACCAUUACUACUUACUUAUAUGUUUUCCCAAACACAAUACUGAUAUUAUUUCAAAACGAUCCCCAAUAGAAAAUCAAAAUUAAGUACUAUUUCAACUGGCUGGUGUUCAAGACUGCUGAAAUAUUUUUCUAUUGAACAGUGUGUGAGCUUCUCAACUGAGGUUAAACACUAACUUUUCAUUACAUUUUCUGCUGGACAGUAUUAUAGUAUUAAACAAAGUAUUGUACCUGCUAGAUUGCAGUUAUAUCUGUUUUAGCCAACCAUAGUUGUUUUUUGUUGUUACAGUGUGAUAACACAUAGACAAUAAUGAAGAUUGAAGUUCCGUUUUUUGUGAAUUAAUGCACUUUAACACUUGUUUACAGUGCAUUAAUGUAAAGAUGCAGUUGAAAUACUCAGCAUAUUAUUUAUUGAUUUUUAAAAACUAUUUAAUAUUAGUAUUUUUAUACCUCAAGUUUUUAAACUCCUGUCUUGUCACAGGAGUUGCCAAAUAUCUCAGUCAUUGGAGGAUGCCAAAGCUCCUCACAAUAUAAUAAUUGGAUACAUGGUACUCUCUUGUGGGAGACGAAUGCUACCGCAACAUACUUUUUUCAUGUUGCCCAACAAACCGGCAGUUACAAUGCAAUACUAAAUGCACUGCUGGUCAGUGAAACUACCAACUACACAAUGCCUGUACAUAAUUGAAUGUUUUCAAAUAUUAAUGCAGCUAAGAGUUAGUCUUUUUUUUUUUUGUAGUUUACAAUUUUUGUAGUUCACUUUUUUGUAUUUGGCAAUCUUUUUUUUUUUACCUUCUAAAUGACUUUUUUUCCCCAUGCUGUGUGCUGCAACUAGCAAAAUCAUGGAAACUUCCUUUCUCCUUAUUGCUCUGUACAUAAUGCCUGAUUCAAAUCGUAUUUAUUUUUGAACUAAUGUUUAUACCUCCCAUUUGUGGUUUGACAAUCAAAUAUUUCUCCCCUUCCUCACCAGACUGGACUAGACCUGUCAACCUAGUACAAAAGUCAAUAAUGUGUGAUAUACUGUAAUUUUUUGAAAUUUCUACAUUCUAUUUGGUAUGCAUUUCAAGCCGUUGCAUACAGAGAUCUAUAGAAGCUGAAGUUAGUUCUACUUCACAAAUGGAGGGUAAAAUGCUCUUUAUCUCUCCCAUCAUAUCCUAUCUAAAGCAAUGGAAAUCAAUAAUUAGGCCUAGAACCCCUUACCCACCGCCCUCCCUCCCCUUGACGAAGGCAUUAUGUAAACGUGUUGAAUCACCCAUAACAUUUUGCUUCAGCACAUAUUAAUGCAUAUUGCUAUUGUUUAAUAGAGUACAAUUUACACGGCUUGUCUGCCUGCGCCUGCAAAUUACAAGGGAAUUGUAAUGUGUCAAGCUCGACUUUUUCAUAUUUAGUAUUAUGUAUUUUUUGUUUUUCAUAAUGUUUUCAAUGUUUCCGGCAAAAUGAUCAUUGACAUUCUAUUUGUUUUUCGUUUUCACCCCAUUGUAUUUGAACAUCAUUCAGAAAUCUAAUAAUGAGGAAAUGUGCAAUAGAAAUAGGCAUCUUUAAAAAACAUAGGUAAAGAAAAACAUGAUCAACAUUACCUCCUCUUUCAACAUGUCUAAGGAUAUAUGAUCAAACAAUAUAUUGUAUAUCCCUUAAUCCAUUCAAGCCAUCAUCGGUCAUCUAAACGCCUUUAGGUCAUGACUCAUUUCAGGUCCACUGCUUUUUUCAUAUUAGCCUUUUUCAAAAGAGCAACAGUUGCUAAUGGCACUAAACAUACUCCAAUCCCAUUGGAGAUGCUUACAUCCAUUGAGCUACAGCACAACAUGUUGUGAAAUGAUGGCCAGCAUUUUUAACCAAUUGCUACGUAAGAAUCCCUUCUGGUCCCUCCUCCUGGCUAGCGAACUGUGAAUAACACCGGCAGAAACCAAUGACCCGGGUUCCGACCUCGUAAACAUCUAGCUGUUCUCUACCACAAAUGUCAGCAUCGAGGGCCUCUGGGUACUUACCAGACUGCCUUCAAGCUGUCAUGUUUGUGCUUGAACAAAAUGUUUUUGUUCUUGGAGUGUGUCUCUCUCCUCCACCUACGCAGAUGCCUCCAUGACAUUUUAACACAAGCCAUACCGGCCUCUUCAACCCCCUUGCUAUGGUAAAAGAGACAUUUUGAACUGACACAGAAUGUCAACCGCAUAAUGUAAACUGGGAGACUGUCAACCGGUAGUCUUGUCGGGAAACAGUGAUGUGUACUACAGGGUCAUCGCAGUUUAAUCCAUCCGCUUCCAAACCAAUACCUACCGUUACACCAAAUAUAAGAAACCACUUUUUUAUGUAUCUACAUGUCUUCGACCCAAGCCCCAUGGGAAUUCAUUUCAGACUUGACCGUGUGCAUAAUGUUUAGAAUCUUCUGAGGAGAAAGAGAGAAAAUACUACAUGGGUUCGGUUUGGUCCUUUGUCCACAGAUUACAACAGUGAUGUUCUGGAGUUCCACUAAAGCUGGUUAGUUUAACAGUUUCCUCUACAGAUUAUUUUUUAUCACUUAUCCCCACAUAACAGUUAAGGUGCUUCUCAGCUUUGGAAGCUCAGUUCAUUUCCUUUCCCCUCCAGUAGAUUUGAUAGGGAAGACACACACACCGUUGAGUUUUAACUUUGGUGGAGGGUGGUAAAGUCUCACCAACGAGGGAAGCCAUUCAUGUCAGAGGGAAUAGAUUAGAGUCUCUACCAUAUUUGUGAAGUCAGCCAAGUGAGACCUUCCCUGCUGACGCUACACUGCCUCAACUCUCUGCCCCCCCCCCCCUCCGCCCCUUCUCUCUUUUUAUUUUAACAAAUUGUUGGUCCUUCUCGAGCGUGACAUUCUCUUAAACCUAGUAAUCCUAGAUAGCACCAGCCGAAAUGCCUUUUUUCCUCCCAGCUUUUUUCGUUCGACUCUUCCUUUUCUAGUGCCUCCUUGCUCUCUCUUCUGCCUUUUCCACCAUACUUCCGCCAUCUUCUUUUUAUUUAUUUCACCUCAACCAAAGCUAGUAGUUCCCAGUGCCGAAAGCUAGUUACUUGAAGUAGGAAGAAAGAAGAGAUUGGAUAUGUUGAGUGUAUCUAGUGUAUGAGGUUUGGGUCGUCGGAGUAUGUGAUGUGAGAUAUUGUGUGUUUGUGUGUUUGAGAGAGGACAUGUGCACUAUGAUGAGAUGGAUUGCGUGCAGGUGAGGUCAGGGGAAAGAUAGGAGGAAGUCAGGGAUGCGGUUGGUUGUGUUUGGGAUGCGUCUGGAAUCCUGAGAUGGAACAGAUUGUGGAUUGUAGAUGACAUGGCAAGAACGAGAGAGAGAGAGAGAGAGAGAGAGAGAGAGAGAGAGAGAGAGAGAGAGAGAGAGAGA
Coregonus clupeaformis (lake whitefish) is the source of this 7950-nucleotide messenger RNA. Its product is annotated as SH3 and PX domain-containing protein 2A-like. Lineage: Eukaryota; Metazoa; Chordata; Actinopteri; Salmoniformes; Salmonidae. The record is from RefSeq and is a predicted model, not a curated record. Bases 1 to 2922 code for a protein of 973 amino acids. The transcript is spliced from 8 exons. Gene Ontology annotation, molecular function: superoxide-generating NADPH oxidase activator activity; protein binding. Gene Ontology annotation, biological process: superoxide anion generation.